This is a messenger RNA of Pseudonaja textilis, 2911 nucleotides long. It is a transcript of the gene SUMF1, whose product is annotated as sulfatase modifying factor 1. Gene Ontology annotation, biological process: protein oxidation. Gene Ontology annotation, cellular component: endoplasmic reticulum. Lineage: Eukaryota; Metazoa; Chordata; Lepidosauria; Squamata; Elapidae. The record is from RefSeq and is a predicted model, not a curated record. Gene Ontology annotation, molecular function: formylglycine-generating oxidase activity.
GUCUUCUCUUUCACGUGACUUUCCUUAAAAUAUGGCUGCGCCCAGGCACAAUUUGUUUCGGGUGGUUUAUACUUGCUGGCUUCUGUGGCUGCGAUCCGCAGAGUGCUUGGACGAUGGUGAAGAAGAAGGAAAGCCCGGGAAAGAGGAGGAUCAGGGGGACUGUGGUUGCAGCAACAGUCGUGCAAGCGACGCGGAAAGAGCUGCACGGAAAUACUCUCAGGAGGCGAAUGUUUCCCAGCAGCCAAAUAAUCGCCGUGGAGACGACCGCUCGAAAAACGAGGGUAUGAAGAUGGUCCCAAUUCCAGCUGGAGUGUUUACAAUGGGAACUGAUGAGCCCAUUAUAAAACAAGAUGGAGAAGGGCCUGGAAGGAGAGUCCACAUUGGUCAUUUUUUCAUGGAUCGCUAUGAAGUCAGCAAUGCAGAGUUUGAGAAGUUUGUGAAUGCUACUGGCUAUGUCACAGAGGCAGAAAGAUUUGGUGAUUCCUUUGUAUUUGAAGGCAUGCUGAGUAAAGAAGUAAAGAAUGGAAUUCAUCAAGCAGUUGCAAUUGCUCCUUGGUGGCUACCAGUUAAAGGAGCCAAUUGGAAGCACCCAGAAGGCCCUGAUUCUCAUAUCUUAAAGAGGCUGGAUCAUCCAGUUCUUCAUGUUUCUUGGAAUGAUGCUGUGGCCUUUUGCAGUUGGGCAGGAAAAAGGUUACCAACUGAAGCUGAAUGGGAAUAUAGCUGUCGGGGAGGUCUUGAAAACAGACUUUUCCCGUGGGGAAACAAACUUCAUCCAAAUGGUCAGCACUAUGCAAAUAUUUGGCAGGGAGAAUUCCCUAGAAGCAAUACAGAGGAAGAUGGCUACAAAGGCACCGCACCUGUAACAGCAUUUCCUCCAAAUGGUUAUGGCUUGUACAACAUUGUGGGAAAUGCCUGGGAGUGGACAUCAGAUUGGUGGGAAAUUAAUCAUUCUGCAGAUGAAACAUACAGCCCGAAAGGACCUUCAGAAGGGUCGGACCGAGUGAAGAAAGGUGGAUCCUAUAUGUGCCAUAAGUCCUAUUGCUAUAGAUAUCGAUGUGCAGCCCGAAGCCAAAAUACGCCUGACAGCUCAGCUUCCAAUCUGGGGUUCCGCUGCGCUGCUGGCAGUCUGCCAGACUACUUAAAGUGACAAAGCUUGACAGCCUUGGAGGACAGAGAGAUCUCACCAGGCUUUGCGAAGAAGGAUGCAGCUCAAAUAUUCCACAUUUGUCUUGCCAAAACAGAAGACACUGGAAAUUCUGAAUAUUUUAGCCAGCAGUUUUUGUUUUCUUUGAUCCCUGAUUGAUAAAGAAUCUAGGUUGCAUUUUCAUUUAAUGCACGUAGCGUGAAAAACAUUUGAUUAUUGAGUUGCUUUAAAUUUAAGAACUAAAUCAUAUCAGACAUACUUUUAUUUUUAAUAAAAGACAUUACCAUUCAAAUGAUAGAUCAAUUUACAGAAGUAAUUAAGUAUUUUAUAUUUAAUAUUUUUUUAAAAAAUGUAUCUGAUUAAGAUGGAAUAGCACACAGCAGUUGUGGCGAUAAAAAACAUCACAGAUUACUCUGAUCCAAAGAAAUUUCAAAGCUGUUUAUAUGUUAUUUAUGUUAUGUUUACCUUACUUUCUAGUUCCAUUGGUUUCAGUGGGUCUUAAAUCCAAUUCACAUUCUUCAAGAUUAAUAAUUUUGAAAGUAAGGCAUUAUCUGUUUUCUGAAAUAUACUGAUGUAAUUUAUGUUUGAAUUAGUAUGAUUUACUGUUAUGUUUUCUGAAGAUUCUUCUUAUUUUUGAUAAUUAUUGAUUUCUUCAGCAGCUGUAGCAGAGAAACAUUCCUGUCCCAAGCUUUUGCAGAUAACUUCCUAAGACCUCCAUUUUUCCAGCCUCAGUACCCAAAUUUGGAGGGCCACUUUUUCUUGCCUCACCUCCUCACUGAAAGAGUUCCAUGGGGCAAAUAUUUACAGUAAGUGUUGUAUUCAUUAGGCAGCUGCUCCCUAUGGCCACCAGGAAUCUAUGUGGGGCAGCAAAAGAGCUCUCUCUUCACAAGGAUAAGGUUUUUUAUUAGAUGGUCCCCAGUUUGUCCCGUUAAUCAGAUUACAGGGCCCAAGCAGUGUUGGAACGUUGGUGACCUCCGCCCCUACCAGGAAUAAUAGAUAAUAAAGUAUUUUUAUUUAACAUAAAAUAAGUUUGUGGGAGGACAGGCUGCCUGCAAAAUAGACGGGACCUUGCCCCUUUAAGUAACCCAGCAACCUGUGGCUAUGAAAGCUGAGUAGAAAGGCAACUAGGUAUGGCAAUGUUGUUGAUAUGAGAGGGAAGCUGGUUUGUGUUUGGGAGAUUGCAGAAGUCUGAAGGAGCCUAAUGCAAAUAGAAGAGUUACUGUUCGCCAGAAGUAGGGCUUGAUUUGAUUUGACUAGUUCCAAUAGUCUUGAGGCUCUGGAGCUAAAUCCCAGGCCCAAUCAGGAAGCACACUCUUCAAGUCUUUGCUUCUCUGAGAACUUCCACUGAACAACCUCUUGGGACAAGUAACUUCUAACUUCUUGUCACUGAAUCCCAUCUUGUCUCUCAUUGGAAGAGAACAGUUACUUUAGGGUCCUCUGUGAAGCACGUGCCUUAUUCUGCUACAACAUAAUUUUUCACCAGCUGAUGUAAGGAAAAAUGUAUUUUUCCCUAAAUGGCUCCUUUUAACUAUGAUUCUGCAUUUAAAGAACCUGAGGGUUAUAGAUGGAAGUAGCUGCCAGUAUCAGGGAAUUACUAUGACAAUCCUGAGAUAAACCACCUAUAUAAUGCAAAUAUGGAAAUGUGCAUAGAGGCAUCUCAGGUUACAUUUUCCUGUACACUCUUAUUAUGAAGUAGGCUGUUGACAUUUCUUUUCAGCAGACCUUUGUAGAGCUGUGGGAGAUAUCUAAUAAAACUUUGGAACUCCU